CAACUGACUUGUUUACGAGAGUAUCCUUGUGAGUUCCGCGCGUGUAGUAAGUCGAUUAUGAUUCAGCUAACUUCUGUUUGGCUUCUUUUUCUGGGAUGUACUUUCAAUGUGGCAGCUCUUCUUCCACCGGAUAGUGUUUCAUUCUCUCCUAAGACAUGGUUUCCAAGAGAUUUUGAAAGGCUAGAAGCUCUGUCGCUCCAGCAUUCUCAAAGACGUCGGCCUAAGCCUCUGGCCUUUAGCGACGGCAAAGGCUUGGUGGCGGGAACAAGCAACCCUCUUGCUGUGCACGCGGGGGUAGAGACGCUGAAAAAAGGCGGGAACGCAAUGGAUGCGUGCUUGACAACAGCUUUUACAGGUAGGCUGGGUUAAACUUUACUUGCCUGAAUAUUUUUUCGUAGCAGUUCAAUAAGCUCUUUCUUAAUUUAAAUUAUAUCACUAGAGUAAAAAAAUAAGCCAAGUGCACCUCGGUUAGUCUGUUUCCUGCCACCGACUUAAGAAACCAAAUAAACGAGACAAUGCAGUCUUUAAUACACUCUGUAACCUGAAGAGGAUUAAAGAUUUUUAUUUCGGCGUUAGAGUAUUAACGAUACCAUUUCCUUUUCAAACCCAGUUCUUAGUCAGUUGAUCCUGCUUUUAACUGGACCGUUUUGAAAAGAUCGAAAGGUUAUUUCAAUUCAACUCUACCAGACUGUAGAAUAAAUUAGUCCUAGACGAUUUCUGCCAACGGUUUUUCGAGUUUGGAACCUAGUCUAACAAAGUCUAACUGGUUACAAGUAACGAUGAAGAUCUCCAGGAUUUAAACUUUGAGAUAUUUAAGACAGUACACCCUUUUUGUGUCACCGAUCGUAGUUAGUUGACACUUUUUAAGUGGUUUAUUUUGACAAGAUCGGAAGGUUUUUUUGCUUUUUCGGGGGCGGGACACUAAGUCCCAAAUGCGUCUGUGUCCGGUUUUUCGUGUUCUAAAUCAAAUUGUAAAUUGUCUAACUUUAAAAAUGCGAGUGCACGAAAAUAUCUAAGAUUUAGUGACGUACGCCAAGAACUCAUUCAGUUCUUGGUUUUUAUCAUUUUAAUUGUCAUACAACUCUAUCUAGAUUUAUAUUGCUGUCUGUUUGUUUUUCGUAGCUUGUGAUAUAUCUCGCCCUCUUGGAAUAAAUCCGUUACCGGCUGACUAAGUUUCGUAAACAAAAAAUAUUUCUAAACAUUAAAAAAGAUAAUUUCUCUUUUUAUCUCAAAACAGAUGUACUAGAGAUGUCAAAUUUGCUUAAUUUUUGAGAUAAGAUAGGCCAUAUAUAGGAGAAAAGGAAAUGGCAUAACAAGUCUUCAAGUUGUUAACAUUUCAAACUGACAAAAGAAAAUUAAACUUAAUGCAAGUAUUCAAGUGACUCACCUGGGCAAAAAGUUAUAACUGAAUUACUUCUGUUUCGGCUUUCUAAACCAAAUUUAAAAAAGAAAAAAUAUAUAAAUAAAUCGUUCGCUAAUCAGUACGCUUCGUGGAUGUUUUUCCGGAGCAGUUGCAAAAUGUUUUUAAUACGCUCUGGAACAUUUUAGCUUCGUUUUUUUCUAGAUUGGAAAAAAAAUUGAAGAAAUAAAUAAGUGAAAUACACGUUGUACUCAGUUUACCAAGAACUGCACGUCCGGCUAGGUGUCGCAAUCCAGCGAUAAGCAAAUGUGUAUCUUUUGAUAAAAAUUAUCUUCCCUUUAUCUGAAUAACCAGUUUGCAAAACAAUAAGCUGCGAUUCGUGUUAGCGAGUAUCUGUUACUGUUUUUCAGGGUUCCCUGCUGCUCAGUAUGCCUCUGUGUGCCCUAUGAUUUUAUUUUAACUAGGUAUCUGUGAGUGUCUCUCUUCUAGCUCAGUAUCAAUUCUAUCAGAAUCUUUGAGACGUGAUCCUAUGUGAACGCAUUCCAGGCUGCUCAGUUGACCUUAUCGAGGCCUAGCCAAGCUACAACCUUUGCAUAAGUCAAUUUUCUUUAUUUGUUGCCCGAAUAAAGAAUGUACAAGGAAAGCAUUGCUCGCCACAGCUAGUCCAAAACGUUUUCGAGACACUAUAACAUAUCAUUAGACCAAAAGUGGGGUUAAUCAGAUCAUACACUAUUCUAUGCCCCUGUAUCCGCUUAAAUCCAAUAGUGGAGGAGAGGGGAGGGGAGGGAGAGAAUCCCUUGUACACCUAAUGUGCAUUGCACUGCAAAAGUUUUCAGUUCUGCAAAUGUCUGAACUUAACCGUUUUCGCUCCUCGGUUUCUUGUCAUGUAUUUCAUGCCCCUGUAUCCGCUUAAAUCCAGUAGUGGAGGGGAGGAGAGGGAGAGAAUCCCUUGUACAACUAAUGUGCAUUGCACUACAAAAGUUUUCAGUUUUGCAAAUGUCUCAACUCAACCGUUCUCGCUCCUCGGUUUCUUGUCAUGUAUGAUUGUUCAAUCUUCCUGAUUGAUAUUCUAUAUAAAAAAUCACCAAAGCCGAGGAGCAAAAUUAUGGUAAAUUGCAAUAUUUAUGGCGCCAUCUAGUGUACGAACCGAAGAUGAAUACUAUAGUGUCUUUGUCAAUUUUUUGCACGCGGCCAUGAGAGUGAGACUUUAUACUGACUGGAUGUAAGAUGCUCAUACGGUUCUCUGCCGGGGUUAAAGUUUCCAAGUAUAGUUUCAGUUCUCUUACCUGAAAACAAAAGAAGAAGAUGUGACCAAAUGCUCCUUGUUUCUUACGUGACUUCUAAGCUUUAUAAAAAAAAUUUAAAUCCAGUUGUGCAUAUCAGGCACUCGACACGACAAAUAACAAAAUUAUUAUAAGCUUUUUACUUCGCCUUGUGAGUUUCAAAAACAACUGUUGUAUUUUCACGCACACCAUCUUCAUCGUUGUCCGACUCGCCAAAAUACAACCUCACCAAGGAGCUUCCCCCGUUUUACGCAGAUACUGAGAAGGUUCGCAUCGUUUCUUCGUUAUCGAGAAAACAAAUUUCUCUCAUGUUCACUGCUGAUGAUUUGUGGAUUAAAAAUGGCAAAAGUUUACAGGCUGAACAUUGUUUUCUUACACAAUAAUUGCUUGCUCGGAGGAUCAUUAAAGUUCGCGAAUUUCUUUUUACUGUGGGGUCCCGAUAUAGGGGAUAGACUGCAAAGCAGAGAUAAGAGACAGCUUAGGGUGUCCAACAUCCAUCAAGUGGAUGCGUUCGGCUUAAAAUUGAACCAAUUAAUAGUUUCCCAGAGUGCGGUCUAAAUUGUUUUCAUGUUUUGAGUGGAAGCCAAAAAUAAUUUUACCAGAAAAGAAAAUAAUCAUUUGUUAUUGAACGCGUCUUGCCGCUCUCUACAGUGGCAUGGAAAAAUAGUUCAUAUAAGACGGCCGCUUAAAAUCCCAGAAAAACGAUUUUAAGCACUUGAAAAAUCGCAGUGUUCUUUUGCACCAUUUCCUAUAAGGUCCUAUAGAUAAGACCAUAAUCCGGUAUUUAGUUUGUGCCUUUCGAGUGGACCAGCUGACUGAAAGGAUGCGCUCCUCAAAAAGUAAUCACCUUAUCACUAAAAUACUUUCCUUAUCGAAAAAGCACUUUGUUAUGUAACUUACACAAUAAGUGUGUGUUUCUUUGGACUAUUUGAUUUUUGUAUAAAACCUGAACAAUUUUAGCCAAGAUUACUCAACAGGGCUCGCUGAUGAUCGUGGUCAGAACUAAAGACAAGUGACGAACUAAGUCACAGAUAGUACCAUGCUUAUAAACUCAAAGUCACGUCUCUCAGAAUUUAAUUAAGCUGUGUAGAUUGACGCUGGUUGUGCCCCCCAGGUCUAGAUGGGGCAAAUUUCGAUGAUAAGGGAAGAUCAAUUAAACUUUGUAAUCGCACCUUAUCAUUUAUACUUAAAGGGAACUAAGAUAAACGUUAGUGGAAUUAAUUUUCAAAACUCACCGACGCACACUCAGGCACUCAGAGGCUCUUAACUUUAAGAGAUUUUACUUUGUAUCGAGUUCAAGCACACAUGUUAGCGAUGCUGAGAGUACUUGGUAAAAACUAAAUAAAAAGAAACUAAAAUAGACAAUAACACUUUUCCCUUGAGAUACGUUUUUAGUACUUUUCCUUUUCAACAGAAUACACUGUUUGAAUUUCCGCAAUUUGUUUUGUUCGAUCGCUUCGCAGAGCGAGAACUCAUUGAGGACAUUGAGCUGAGCUGGCAGGUCGCGCAAUCUUAUACGUGAUCCCCGAAUGACUUAAUGUUCCAAAACUUGGCUGUAAGUCACCUAUUUUUUUUGCCAAGGGCUAGAUUUGAUCGUAUGUACUCGUACACAGUAGUAAGUCCAGUUGACACGUAAGACGGUUUUUCAUCUCUGUCAGGACCCACUCCUGUCUCUGUAUAGCUGGGACUGGAUGACUCGAGCUAAUUCGAGGACACCUUUAUUUUUUUUUUCUUCAGAGAUCGUCUUGGCGGCAGGUUCUCACGUGUCGUUUGCCGGUGUAGCCAACAUUCUAUACCAUGACAGCUCAACGGGUGACACUUACAACAUUGAUGGGGGCUGGAACAAACCUUACUACGUAGACCUGGCUCAGAUGCCUGAACAUCAUUCGGACCGCAGCAAUGGUGCCUCGGUUCUAGUCCCAGGAUUCAUAGCAGCCGUGUCUACUGCUUCGGAGAAGUAUGGGAGGCUUCCACUGUCCAAGCUUUUGGAACCUGCAAAGUACUUUUCUCAAAAGGGUUUUAAACUUCCUUCUCACUUAGCGGAGAACAUUAAGAAGAACUAUAAUCCAAGAAGCCUUCUGCGAACCAAGGAAGGUACCAGAUUGCGUUCCUCAAUCAUGCAUUUAUCAUAUUCUGUUAAGGACAAUUUACACACUAUCUCUACAACGCAUGUUAAAGGACAUCGCUAAGUAGUUGAGAAAAUGGAGCAAAGGUUGACUAUCUGGUUUGGGUCACAUUUUGCUCUGUUGUCAAGCAUAAGCAUGUUUUCUUCUUUCGACUCUCUAGGCCAAAUUUGUCAAGUUGUAAAAAGGAAUGAUUUGAGAGCAGACAAAAAUUUCUCAAGGGCAAUCCAAAACAAAACGAAACAUCACCAACAAAAAGCUGAUGUUAAAGCAAGAGUACCUCAGGUGUCUCCCCUUCCCCCCACGUCCCUAUAUCCCCCUCUCCCGCGCACAUCUUAUCUUUCAACGCGCUUCCCAAGUUAAUAUUUAAGAGAAAAAUGACACAACUGGGGAUAACUCAGCAGCGUGCUCUGCCAUAUGUAUGUGAGUCCAUCCCAUUCCAAAUUCAAAACCCUUGUGACGAAUAUGCUUCCCAUCACUUCGCAAGACCUAUAUAAAAUGUGAGAGAAGUUAGCCAUUUUAAUCUAUAAUUCCGUCAUUUGGUUGCAGGCAAGCAUAUUUUUACCAAUCCGAAAACAAAGCAGCUCUACAGUGCAGGCGAACGAUUCAGACAACCUAAACUGGCGAAGUUCCUCAAGCGUCUUUCCAAGUACGGCAGGGAGUAUUUUUAUAAAGGAACCUGGGCAGAGGAUAUGGUAGAGAUGGUUCAAAGCCAAGAAGGUUACAUCACCAUGGAGGACAUUACUGAAUAUCAAGUGACGUCACCGGAGCCCGCCAGCACACAGUACCAGGGGUAUCACGUGCUGACAUCAGGCGCCGAAUGGGGUGGCGCUGAGCUUUUGGAGAAAAUGAACUUGUUGGAGUUGGCAGGAAUUGACAGUUCAACAGACUCGUACCUGACGAAUGCUACGAAGCUUUUUUGGCUUGCUUCUGUCACUCGGUUCAGCUCUUUUAUUUCAUUUUUCGCUCACUUUGUUCCAAAUGGAAAGCACCUUCUCAAGGAACACCUUGGCAUUCAUUUGUCCAAUUCACAUCGAGGGCUAAUAGAACCAGCAGAGGACUUGUGGGACAAAAUUGGCUCUAUGAAGCGCAUGAAAGAACUAAAUGAGCUAAUGCGAGAAAUGCUGACAAGUGUUAAGAUGGAUGUGGAAGGUCAGGACCAUGGAUCUUCUGGAGUAGUUGUAGUAGACAGAGGUGGCAAUGUGUGCUCUCUGGUGCAUGGCACAGACAGCAGUCCGUGGGGCUCAGGAUUAUUUGUACAGGGAGUGAGUCUUCCUAGCCCAGGAAUCGUACUGAAGUCUUUACUGAAAGAAAUGGGAAACAAAAGGAGAGUCCCUUCAGGACUGCAGCCUGUGAUUGUCUUCGAGGAAGAGUUCCGUGGCCUCGAUGAAUUUGGUCGAAGGCUCAGACGUGACGUCGCUGUGACUAGAAAGCACAACAAGAGACUUACGGACAAACGGAGGGGCUUAAAACAUCGUGAAUACACGAGAGUAGAACUGCCACAGAAACUAGUGAUCCUCAAAACGCAUAACCGGGUCAGAUCUCAUCUGAACCACCUAUCAUCUGCCAGGGAUAAGGAAAAUUUUGAAGAAGCUAACGAAGGCGUCCAAGAUCAUAUUGGUGUAAAAUCAGUUAUAUAUGAAGAACAGCCUAGUGAUGAGGAGAAACGUUCAUCAAAGGCUUCUGUUCAUGGAGAAUACUUUACACCGACAAACGACGGAGAAAUCACAAAACCACAUCCUACCGUUCCAGAAGGGCAUUCAAAUCCUAUAAACGCAGUGCCACAAACACCUCACCACGAAAAGCAGCGACUCGUUGCUUCCAUAAAUUCCCUUAUCAAAGAAGACGACGACGAAGAAGAAAAUGAACUGGAGCUUUUGCUUCUGCUUCUCCGCCACCUCCUUCUCCUCAGAAAUUUCCUCCGGGACUCCCUUUCGUUGAGGUCUCUCAAAGGAGUACACCCAUAG
Messenger RNA from Porites evermanni, 6733 nucleotides. The record is from the annotation of a GenBank genome assembly. Lineage: Eukaryota; Metazoa; Cnidaria; Anthozoa; Scleractinia; Poritidae.